AUGUGGGGUGGCGGACCUGUCUCCACUCAGGUCAAGUUGUCCAAUGCUUACGAAGUCAUCGGCUACAUUCCCGGGGAGGGCCACAACCUGCAGGAGUUCUCUUCUGUCCUGGUGCGCGGAGGGCGCCGUAAAGAUCUUGUCGGAGUCAGGUACACCCUCUGUCGUGGUGCCCGUGAUUUGCAAGGAGUACAGGGCAGGAUGUCAUCACGAAGCAAGUACGGUGCCGAGAAGCCCGACGAUAACUCGUGA
Molecule: messenger RNA, 249 nt
Organism: Symbiodinium sp. CCMP2592
Lineage: Eukaryota; Dinophyceae; Suessiales; Symbiodiniaceae
Source: the annotation of a GenBank genome assembly